Molecule: messenger RNA, 1422 nt
Organism: Besnoitia besnoiti
Lineage: Eukaryota; Apicomplexa; Conoidasida; Eucoccidiorida; Sarcocystidae
Exons: 1
Coding region: 1-1422 (473 amino acids)
Source: RefSeq, a predicted model, not a curated record
AUGUCUCUUGUCGCUGCUGUGUCCGCUCCAGCGGCAUCGUCCGCAAAGGCCUUCUCGCAUUUCUCGCCUCUGCGAUGCCGCGGGCCCCUGGGGGUUGGCUCUCUGGACAGAUUCGCUCUGAAGGACUCGCUGCCGGUCUCCGCCGGGGGUUGUGGUGGUGCGCCAGCGCGUGCUGAGGGACCCUCACUGCCAGUUUGCGGCACGGCUUAUGACGAAAAUGAUGCCUUCUUCAACGCGUCGCUUGUGCGGCCCUUCUUUCCAGCGCAGCUCUUCCCUCGCUCUUCGAAAAGACGCCACGCGUGCACCACGGGUUCAUGGCAGGACGCAAAGAAGUCUGCAACAGACUCGCCCGCGCCUCCGCUCAAAAAGGCGCGGAGCGGAGCCGCCGUGUCGGCGUCCCCUGGUCGUGUCGCGGCGACAAGCAGGCCUCCGUCUGCCAAGGCGCUGCCAGCGACCGUAUCCGAUACUCUCCGCGCUGGCAGGCAGUGCCUGGGCGACAGGGCCUCCAAUGCAAAAAUUCACGCGGAAAACCUGGUCGCCCCUCGGAGUGAGGAGGCGCAGUCCGCGGCGUCGGAGAACAAGAUGAAGGCGUGGGUUCUGGGUGUCGCAGCUGCUGUGUGGGAAGUCCGCGGCAGCCGGAUGGCGGAGGCGUACGAGCGCGAACUCAUGGCAGUCCACGACCAGCCUGUGUCUCGGCCGACAACCAGCCAGCCAGAGGAGCCGCGGACGAGGAAUGACGGCGAGUUCGCGGCUCUCCAAGGAGAGAUUCGCCGUCUUGAAAAGAGACUCGAGGAGGUGGCUCAGAUGCAACGCGAGUCUCUUACAGAAGUGCAGCAAGCACAUGUGCGAAACCUGCAGCGCCUGCGAUCGUCGCUUCUCGGCCGGCAGCAGGAAAUGCGAGACAUUUUGCAGCAGCUCUCUCAGCAGCAGUGCCAGAGGAGGAUGCUGGGCGAGAAAGGCAGACAUGCCUGCCCGGACCUCAUGGAGCGGUUGCGACAUCUGAUGGAUGAACAGGAGCGCCGCGUCACGCUGCUCUACGUCCAGCAGGUCAACAACCUUCAGGACGCGCUUCGCAAGUCGCUGACGAGAACUAGCGCCCACGCAAAAGACUUCUCGCCUUGCUCCGAAAAAGGGUCUCCAGUGUCUCCUGGAGGCGACGACGCGGCUGCCGCCAGACGGGAGCACGCCGACGCUCACCGCUGGCGGGCGCUCUGCUGCGCGGACUCGGUCAUGUCUGAGAAGCGCGUCAAGAAGAAGCCGCCUCCGUUCUCAAACUCCAACAGCAGCCUCAAGCGCCGCAGUGUCUGCAUGCUUCGUGGACUGGCGUCGGCAGCUCGAAGCGAGACCAUUCCAAAGAAAGCGGAGGCCUCGAGAAAGAAGCCUGGCCAUCUGCCCCUCUAUCGCGCGAAGCAGAAAAUUUGA